Molecule: messenger RNA, 846 nt
Organism: Acaulospora colombiana
Lineage: Eukaryota; Fungi; Glomeromycota; Glomeromycetes; Diversisporales; Acaulosporaceae
Source: the annotation of a GenBank genome assembly
AUGACCGGGAGCAAGAAGGGUGCAAUCUGCGCGGUCGACUUCCCUCCACCUGCUCAGAUUGUGGGAAAUGAUAAACAACAAUUUGUGAUUGCAAAAAGAGAGACCGGUAUAUACAUUGACGAUACCCCUCUCGUACACAACAUCAGAAGGAACAACGAGUCGUUUGAGAGGCGAGUAAACUCAAUGGACAAACUGUCACCGAGACACGAGGCAGCGUGUAAACUUACUGAAGGUCUGCUUGAGCGUGGUGUCGAUGGAGUCGGUGGCAAUGUAACCAGAGCCGCUCCUGUUGGCAGAGUUGCUGACUUGGAGAGAGCCGACGAUGUUGAGGACAGUGUUGGCUCCGCAGCCACUCAAGACGGUAGAGUAGAGGUCGAAUUGGUCACGGUAGCUAUAAGAAGUUGGUCCUUGCCAGAGACGGGUCCAGUCAAAGUGGAACGAGCGGUAGCUGUUGAAUACUGUGUGAGAAUGUGCAGUCCAGAUGAAACUGAGAGCCUAUUCACCCUGUUGCAAUUGGCCUUGGAAGUAGUAGACGGAUUGCUGGUUCGCGGUGACCUUGGAGUCGAGUUGAUACAAUACCGAAGGAGAAGCCACCUUGAACAUGGAAUCAGUCAAAGCCGUAGCGAAACCAAUAAGAAGUUGCUGAAGGUCACGGUCACUGCGCUCUUGUCGGCUAAAGAGAAGUCAGUAAAUCGCCGGCUAUCAUACCCAAAGAAACAUACAGCUCAAGACGUAGUAAGCAGUUCCAGCGGGGCAUCCACUACCAUUGACACCACUGAUGGUUCAUCUGUUAGAGAGGUCAUUCGUCGAGGGAUGGGUAAGACUCCUUACAUGCUCGUGCUGUAA